This is a messenger RNA of Leptonychotes weddellii (Weddell seal), 3242 nucleotides long. The record is from RefSeq and is a predicted model, not a curated record. Lineage: Eukaryota; Metazoa; Chordata; Mammalia; Carnivora; Phocidae.
AACAUCACAUACGCCAUGCACCUCGCUGACUGCACUCAUGUCACCCACAGCGCUGACUGUUGGUCUUUGUGCUUUGCCCAUAGGAACUUCCACUACAUCACCAUCCUCCGAGACCCAGUGUCCCGGUACUUGAGUGAGUGGAGGCACGUCCAGAGGGGGGCAACAUGGAAAGCAUCCCUGCACGUCUGUGACGGAAGGCCCCCAACCUCCGAAGAGCUGCCCAGCUGCUACACUGGGGAUGACUGGUCUGGCUGCCCCCUAAAAGAGUUCAUGGACUGUCCCUAUAAUCUAGCCAAUAACCGCCAGGUGCGCAUGCUCUCCGACCUGACCCUGGUCGGCUGCUACAACCUCUCCGUCAUGCCUGAAAAGCAAAGAAACAAGGUCCUCCUGGAAAGUGCCAAAUCGAAUUUGAAGCACAUGGCAUUCUUCGGCCUCACUGAGUUUCAGCGGAAGACCCAGUACCUGUUUGAGAAAACCUUCAACAUGAACUUUAUUUCGCCAUUUACCCAAUACAAUACCACUAGGGCCUCUAGCGUAGAGAUCAAUGAGGAAAUCCAAAAGCGGAUUGAGGGACUGAAUUUUCUGGAUAUGGAAUUGUACAGCUAUGCAAAAGACCUCUUUUUGCAAAGGUAUCAGUUUAUGAGGCAGAAGGAGCAUCAGGAAGCUAGGCAGAAGCGUCAGGAACAACGCAAAUUUCUGAAGGGGAGGUUCCUUCAGACCCAUUUCCAGAGUCAGGGCCAGAGCCAGAGCCAAAGCCACAGGCAGAAUCCGAGUCAGAAUCUGAGUCAGAACCCAAAUCUGAAUGCCAGUCAGAAUGUGACUCAGAAUCUGAUUCAGAAUCUGACCCAGAAUUCGAGCCAGAAGGAGAACCGUGAAAGCCACAAGCAGAACCCAGGCCAAGAGCAGAGCGAUGGCAGCGCCAGCAACAGCACCAAUGAUUACAUAGGCAGCGUAGAGAAAUGGCGUUAAGUGGCUCCCAGAGGCCUUUGCACACUUGUCCCAAAGCGCCAGUAGAGAUACGGCAGAUCUUAAAACGUGAGACUUUCCAAACACAUCCUGCUUCCUUCAGUUUGGAAGUUAAAAAAAAGUUAAGAUGUUGCCUUUACAGUUGCCUUUCAAUUAAAUGUUAUACUGUGCGUGGGUAAAACAACUGUCAGCAUGUAAUUAAAUUGCCUCUUUUGGGUUUGUUGGAGUAUUUAUAAAAUCCAAAAGCCAAACCAGACUCGCCAGAAAUUGCUGUUUCGAUAUUUUAAGAAAUGCUUAAAUUAGCUAUAGAGACAAAAUGAAAACAUAACAUGUGGCCAUUCAACUUUGGCUAAGAAACAUCUCCAAAUUAUUCAUGAUACACUGUUAAAACUUGCUCUUGGAAGCAAACAGUUGUUCCCAGGGGUAAGCAGGAAUAUACACAUUUAAAAAACCAAAAUUAACCACAGAACCUUUUAUUUUCUUCUGAUUUUAACCAGGAAUCUAUUUAAAUGGAAUAAGAACUGAUGGUAAAUCUUACCAAACUGUAGAAAUGAAGAUUUUUCUCUCCCAAACAUGGGCAGUUUUAUGUAAGAAAUAUUGGCUUUUCAAGUAGAACAGGAUUCGUAUCUUAUUUAAGAGAUGUUUAGAAUUUUCAACUUUUUCUACCUUCUACUGUUUAAAGGUUUUAAACAGGGUGUAUCUCAUAGUUAACAAAAACACUUUUCUCCCAAGUGAAAUACCAGUGUAGAGAUCUAAUUUUCAGACGCUCUCUGGGCACUGUAAUUUCAACAAUUCUGGAAUCUUGUUGGCGCUGCUUCUCAUUCAUUUGAAGGCUUCUCCGAGUUGUGCUCAUUCCAAAAUAACCCAUUUAAAGAAUCUUUCUUCAUCAUCUAAAUGGUGUUUUGCUGAGUUUCUUGUGAUAUAUAAUCCUGGAUUAAAGUCAGGACUUUCUUUCUAUAGAAUUGUCUUAUCAAUGUUUGUGUAGUGAGGUCCUUAUCAAGAAACUCUUGAACAGGAUAACGUGUCUAAAAACAUUGAAGUUAUUCUUGAUCAGAUAGAAUUGAACCUGAAUGUGAAUGAAUUGUUAUUGACUUUUUGUACAUUCUUAUUGUGCCAUUUCCAGUUGGGCUGGCUGCUUCUAGCCCAUUUGUUCUUUUUUGUGUUGACAGAUUGUAGACAAUUACGAGAUGAAAAAAAAAAAAAAAAUGGUAGAAUAAGCAUUAGGAUAGCCAGUUAUUCGGUAACACCAAAAGCUGUAUCUCGAUACUUUGGGUUAACCCUAUACCCGGUUUUGUUUGAAGAAAGAAGAGAAAGUGUUCUGCAGUGAGGUUGAGUCUCAGGAGCAUAUGCAUUGAGGAGAGUGAUUUCAUAUUAAGUCUCUGGACAAACACUUGUAGGCGAUCAGUUAUGAAUCAAGCAGGGCGAGAAGAAAGAUGCCAGCACCCACUGUGCUAGCAAGCGUCGUGAUUCUGGGCAGUUUCCAUUUUAUGGGUUUUGCUAUACUUUGUAGGGACCUACACUAACCCCCUGGCUGUCGAGCCAACAAGACAACUGGAAAUAGCAUUGAUGUUUUCAGGAGCGACACGCUUAGAAGUGUGACGAUAAAGUCACAUCUUGUACAAUCCGCUGCUUAUAUGCAUGAUCUAGUCUCAUCUGUAAUACUUAUGGCCACAAGCUAGACAAGAAGCUGCGUAUUUGGGUUUAAAAAUAAAUUUUCUUGACGCUGAGCUUGUAUCACUAUAUCUGAAAUGUGUUUUAUCUGACAGUAUUGCAGUCCUGGGAAAUCUGAGAACUGAAGAACUGAAAGGAAUUUUUUUUUUUUUUUUAACUCAAACAUACCUUGAAGUCAACGUGUUUUAGAGUGAAACUAUUUUGUGUACAUUGUGUUUUUAAAAUAAAGAUCCUGUAGAUCACUGUGGUAUCUCAGUUUUGUUUAGUUUUAAUUGACAACAUUUGCUCUUAAAACGGUUAAGUACCUUUGGAAAGCAGGAUGGAGCCCGAGCCAGUGGAAAUGUCUGUUACAGGGGGAAAAAAAGGAAAACCUUUUGUGUUAUUGCUGUGGUGUGCAUGGCUUGCAGAGAUUACGUGCAUUUUCUCUGUCUAUACUGAUUAUUGUACAUAAGGGAUGUUUAUAAAUACCCGUUUUUGUCAUCAUCCUAUAAAUCCCAUGAUUUCAACUGUAAACAUCCGUUCAGUGGUGUGGCUUUACAAACAAUUCACUGAUUUUGUGUAAUUUAACAACAGAUAUGAAAUAAAGUUUAAAUUACAGACUCUUA